Durotheca rogersii is the source of this 4092-nucleotide messenger RNA. RefSeq lists its product as uncharacterized. The transcript has 7 exons. The record is from RefSeq and is a predicted model, not a curated record. Bases 1 to 4092 code for a protein of 1363 amino acids. Lineage: Eukaryota; Fungi; Ascomycota; Sordariomycetes; Xylariales; Xylariaceae.
AUGGCGCUCAGCGACACCUUCAAGUCCGCCUACGAGGACUUCUUAUCAGACCUCAGCGCUGAUGAUCGGGCCCGCUAUAACGCCAGAUGCACGCCUGCCGAUUUGUUGGAUAGCCUUGACAAGAUAUGCGGUCUAUCCCAGAGGACCCAAAAGAGGCGCUUUGAGAGGACCUUGUCAGUGAUAAGCGACUUCAAUGACCGAAUGAGACCGUUUUUUGCCAUCCUGGACAGCUCUUUGGCAAGCUGUUUCCCUACGUUCCUCACCAAGCUUGUCCAAUGCAUCAAGGAACUCACCGAAUCCUUUCCUAAGUAUGCAGCACUUGAGGAGAUAAAUCGCGGCAAGCCCACCCCUCGACUUACAAAGCAUCUGGGCCAAGUGUAUCGAGAUCUUUUCGACUUCUUCGAUGGUGCGGCCUCUGUGUUUAUGUCCAGCAACGGGAAAAUCAAACGCCCGGUUGAGCUGAUCGCGACUGUAAUAUGGAGGCCAUUCGAUGAAAGGUUUAGGGAGAUUUUGGUCAACAUGAAAAGGCAUCAGAAGGCACUAACGGAGGAAAUUCAUAUCCUACAGCUUAGCGAGACAGCUGACUUAGUAGCUGAGAUGAAUCAUAUCUCGCAGCAGGUGGAAAGAAAUGAGGCCAGCAUUGCCGACCUGAAGAGCGGAAUGACAUACUACGACAAAGGUGCCACGAUCAAGCGAGCUCAAGAUUGGUUAGGCCCUCCAGCGUUCGCAAGUACAUAUCACAAAGCACUCGACCAAUGCGAGCAGGACACUGCACAGUGGAUCUUUGACGUGAAGCAGUUUCAGACGUGGUCCACAAGCGUGAUGGAUGCAUCAGCGCAACACUCUGGAAAGAGAACUACAGCUGAUGGUAGAGUCCUCUGGAUCCACGACGGCAGUCAACCAGACCUCUAUUACUUUUUCUUCAAGCAUGAUCACCCCUUUCAUACCACACUGGAACUCGCAUAUCGAGCUAUUCUGGCACAAAUCCUUCACAAAUAUCGGCACCAUGAAAGCAUGAUCGACAAGUUUAUGUUUGCCAUCGAGCACAGCGACACCUCCACUGGCCAGCCAAGAGCAACGGAGGCAGAGCUGAAAGAGCUCGUCCAUCUUUGCCUAGGUUCUGUUGACUCCCCUAUCCUUGUUCUCGAUGGAAUAGAUGAAUGUGUUGAGCCGUCUAAAGUCGUCAACGACCUGAGGUUGUUUCUCUCUAUCCCGGCCUUGCGGGUACUGCUUUUUAGUCGGCCCAACGUCGCCCCAUUGACAAAGUUCAUACAGGUAGGUCAUCGGCUAGAAUUUGGACAAGAGCUUGUAGACCAGGACAUUGCCCUAUUCUGCCGACGCCAGCUCACCAACCUGCUUGAAGACGAACUUCUCUACGAAAGCGCAGACAUCACUCAGUUGACACAGAGACUGGUUCUCGGAGCCGACAAGAUGUUUCUCUGGGCAAGACUGAUGGUCACUCUCUUGCACUCGCCCGCGCUGACACGAAGGGAGAGAGAAGAGAUAAUUCACUCCAUCACCCUUCCAGAAGGACUCGAGGGUGUUUACAUCAGAAUCUUCCGACAAAUUUCCCAGCUCGACUUCGCACAGCGACGGAUGGCAAGCCGAGUCAUCCGAUGGACCCUAUUCUUUACAAAGCAGAUAACCCUGGCGCUCCAGGAUUGGCAUCAACUUCUCGGAGUCGAACAGCCGGUGUGCAAUAGGACAGCAUUCAAUAAGAUCUCCGAGCUCGUCACCGUAGUUACCUGCGGCCUAGUGAGUUUUUCAGAGAUAUCAAGUGGUUAUUUAAUGUCGGGGAUUGCUUUCCCUACUCGCUGCUCCUUUAUUCAUCUUUCUGUGUUGGAACAUCUCUCGAAAUGGACACCAACGGAACCUGAUAUCGCGAGAGUCUAUCCGGACCCUGUGGUCUCCAACAUGGAGAUUGCAAAGGACUGUCUGGAUCAUCUCCUGCGGGCUGCCCCUCAGUCUAUGCCCCUAUGUGUCGAGAGCGGGGCGAUCCCUCGGAACCAGAGCCAGAUUAACGCGGCGCAGCACGAAAGAUGCCUGGCUGCCAUCACUGGGAUGUGCAACUCUCUAGAAAAGUUUCUUGAGCAGCCUCUCGCGGUAGCCUUCUGGAUCCAGUGCUUUUAUUCCAGCCCAAUAGCAGAGCCGAGUCAGCUCCGCAGGGGUGACAGGUUUGCUCUUGGGGGAGAGUUUAUCGUCAAUAUAUCUUACCGAUUCCCACAGGUACUAGACUGGCUGGCCUGGGUCGGAAAACUUCCACUGGCGGGCUCUCUGGAGGGCCGUUUCGCGUUGCUGAAACAGAACCUCACCUCCUUGCUGACUGACUUGACUGAGAUCAGUCUACAUUGGGCCAAGAAGCUGUUAGAGUCUCCUUCGCUGAUUUGGACCGAUGUUCUCAUUUUUACUAAAAGCCGGUAUCUACCAACCCCUCAAUCAGCCUAUCGAAUACAGAUGAACACGACAGCACCCACAGUCGGCGGCGCAAGCUCCCGGAGGCUCUGCCAUAUAUCCGCAACCUCGCCUGACGGGAGCGUCCUCGGCGUCCUUAGCAUCUGGCCCUCGGACGACUUUGAGCAGUUUUGGGAGGCCAUCGAGCCAGCAACAGCGUACUCCCAGGUCGAGAACUAUUGCAAAGGUUGGCAUGCCAUUUAUGAGCUUAGUUUGGUCGGCGAACCAAUGCGUAGUUUGGGUUCCGUCACAAUACCCCUACAGGCCUCAGAGAUCGCUCUGCAGAUGAGGCAGGCGUUUCGACAAGAGCUCUUCACGUCCUGGAAGGCCUCUUUCCCUCUCUCGAUCAGCCCCGACGGCUACUCAAUGUCCAUUCUGCGGACAGUUUACCGAGUUUCUAUCGACCCGUCCUCUUCAAAGCUACAAUUCCAAUCUUGCCUCAUCCCACUCCAAGAUAUCCAAGCAAUUCAGCAUCUCUGGGAUGAUAGGCUGAAGCCGUUUGAUCCAGAGGCGUGCCUCAGGGCCGGGCUGCCACCAACAUUGCAACUGCUACAUCGGCGCAUCUACACAUACUGCACCUUGUUCAACGCGGACAGCCGGUAUCUCUUCUUCCAGGACAGCAGGCGAGCAGAACCCCCCACGCUGGCUGUUUUUGAAAUCAUUGAAUCUGCGCAAGACCACAGUCUUCGGGCCCAGGUCGUUGCCGUCGCCCCAGGCAUCGUAGGGGGUUUUUGGCUGGGCCCUCUGCAGCUAGCAACCGCAAAAUUCCAUCCUAAGUGGAAGCUUAUUGUAUUUGCUAUCAAAAAUAUUGUUAGCAUAUGGGAUUUCUCCAACAACAUCGUGGGGGAUUUAUCGCAAGGGGGCCCGGAGAUUACAUCCCUUCAAUUAUCUACCUGCGGAAACUACGUGAUCGUGGCGCGGGGGGGGAUCGACCGACAGGAGGUUUUCGACCUACGAGAAAGCAUGAGCCUUGACAGUAAUCUUCCGAAUUCGAACGCAGUGGCACAGCCUCACGAGUCCAAGCGAGUUACUACUUUGCUGGGGAGGAGUGUUGGAGACCUCGCUUCUGAGGCCGGAAUCAUCAGAGCUGGCGACGCAAGCGUUACGCUCAGGCACAAUAAUACGAGUGGCGUUGCUAGUGAGGGAACAGUGCAAGGCACCAGCUACCAUCUAAGUGCGAGUUCUGGGAACAUCAUGCUCAGCUGUUCCUCGCUGGCUGGAGACGGGAGGUCAGCGAAACCCGUCGCCUCCAGCGAGAUACAGCUACUCGCGCUACCAGGCGAGAGUUGCACAAAACAAGGCCGCAUCACUGUGUAUCCUGCGAAAGCGGGCGAGCAUCAUGUAUCGAUCUUGGUGGACAAAGAGAUGGAAACCGGCUACAACUUGCUAGACCAACGGCAAUCAACCCUCCCCGCCCUAAUAAGGAAGGAUGAGCGAUCGCUCGUCAGCAAAAUAAUUCUGGAAGUUGGGUUGAAUCCCGGGGUCAAGCGAUCUUUUGGCGAAGUGGAUAGCUGGGCUAACGAGGGAGGUCCAGGUCAACUUGAAGGAACUGAGGAGUCCAACUCUACCGAGUCCCGGUUAUCUCGAGCUCCCUCAAAGUCUUUAGUGUACUCGGGACACUUCCGGGGUGUUCGCGACUAA